AGGCCCCAAAUGCACUGCCAACGGUGCGGGGCUGAUUAUCAGGGAUAUGGAGGACUUGGCGCAGGGAGUGGCUUGCGUGGAAGCCUCUGGUUGCAUGGGCCAGUGCUCCAAAGGUCCCAAUGGCAUGUACAGUGAAAAGUCCGGGGCCAAAGGCAAGAUCACCAACAAACUCAACAAAUACAGUAAGCUGACGGAGAUGUUAAACGAUGUGAUUCAAGGAUUUGCUCUGGACGAUCUUCAGAGUCGUGUGCACAAAAUCAAGUUUGCCAUUCGGCGGGAAGAAAAUGCCGACACCCGAAUGCAAGCCAUUGAGGAGACAUUGUCGUCAUUUGAUGGUCAACAGAAGCAACUGCAUCCAGAGUUGGUUGCACAGAUGCUUUGCCUAAGAUCAAGAGAAAUGAUGAAGGCGGACCCUUCUGCCGCCUAUAACGAUCUUAGAGAUGCUUUGAUACUACGACCAGAUUGGCCCUGGGCGUUUGUCACCCUAGCGCAGGUUCUAGACAACCUGCACAUGCCCCGAGGGGCCCUAGCCUGCAUGCAAAAGGCCAUCGAGAUUGGAACUGGGGUUGACAAAAAUGCAUUGACAAGGGGCAUGGUCCGCUUGGAACGAAAAGCAGCUGAUUCCAAGGGUCCUGACGUACCGCCAGCAGGUAUAGAAAUGGACAUUCGCUAUAUCAAAGAAAAGUCGCUCGCUGGAGGCGAGUCUCAGAAGCAGCCGAAGGACAAAGAGAAGAAGGAGAAAGGUGAGAAAAGUGAGAAAAGCGAUAAAAGAGAGAAAAAGGUCACGAAAGAUGGCAAGGAAGUAAAAGCUUCAAAGGCCAAGAGCAAGAGCAAGAAGGAUGGAUCAGGAAAGAAGGAGAAGGAGAAAGCAAAUGCCGAGGAUGCUGAGAAGGCAGCAAAAGAGAAGCUCGAGCUUGAGAAAGCAAAUGAAAUGGAGCCAGCCGCAGAGGCUGCAGAAACUAACGAUGUGCCAGAAGAGGCACCAAAGACACGACAGGAAUCAAAGCCAAAAGAAGAGAAGAAGGUGCCAAAGCCAGCUUCUGAGCCGAAAGAUGGAGCUGAGAAUAUGGUGGUCAAAUCUGUGGAAGCGUUCAAAGAUAUCGUGAUGCAGAAAGAGGAGAAAAAGAAGAAAAAGACAAAGAAAAAGAAACCAGAAAAGUCUGAUGCUGCUGCUGGAGAAUAUCAGGACUGGCAGCUACGGAAUUCGGAGUGGGCCAACCACGAUUGUCUUAGGAUGACCUUCGCUUGCAAGGGAAAAGCCUCAAAGAGCUUUGAGUCUCCCAUUUGGCAUAUUGACCUUGCAGCCAACAUUGGUGAGGAUGGUGAGGAGAUCCAACGCUCCUACACACCCUUGAGCAAUGCCGAGGACUACAAGAAGGGUGUUUUGGUCCUCCUCAUCAAGGUCUACCCCACGGGCAAGAUGUCCUCCUACCUGGGGAAGAUGAAGGCAGGCGAUUCCAUUUUGGUGUCCAGACCUGUCGCCACAGUCGAUCCCCAGGAGUAUCCCGAGGGCGCCAUUAUGGUCGCUGGUGGCAGCGCAGUGGUGGUUGCCCUGCAGGUUGCCACAGCGAUGCUUCCACAGAUCGCGGAUUCCUUUCACUUGUAUUUGUGCAACAGAAAGCAGCCGGAUGUGCUCCUCAUGGAUGAAUUCAAUGUUCUUUUGGAGGCGUACCCCAAGUUCCACAUGACCAACUGCCUGUCACAGGACCAGUCUCCCGAGAAUCCAGGAGGGCGCUCUUCCUGGUCAUCAGGCCGCUUGAACACCGAGCUUCUCUCAGGAGCACCACAGAAUCUCAAGGUUAUCAUGAGUGGCCCUGACCCAUUGUGCAAGAUGGUUGCACAAACCUUCAUGGAAAUGGGCAAGCAGGAAGAUGAUAUUGCCUGUUUGGACACGGACUUGGAUGAUCUUUUGCAUCCCGAUGGUGGUGAAGAGGAGGUCCUCAUCUCGAAGAUGAAGUCAUCACCGCAGCUGCCACCAGCUGAAAAGACAGAAGAACAAAGGGUGGAGGUUCCUCGAGCUCGAAUCAAGGCAUCGAAGUCCCAGGUGAUUUCCAUCGAUUCCUUGGUAUCUCCAGUGAUCGCAAAACCUGUCGCAGGGCUGGGGCUCUUCUCCUCCCUUUUCCUUUGUGGCUGCAAGCCCACUGAUGCAUUCAGUGAGGAUAUUCACGAGGAUUCUGUGAAGCAAAAGAGAUAGGCAGAGGAUGACUGCAGUGGCGACGUUGAGAUCAGCAUCGUGCACUGUCUCAGUCGCCUUGCCACAGCAAGAGCUUGCUGAUCGUCAGCUGAUUUGGUGUUGUCUCACCUGGGGAAUGUUUGAAAGAACUGUGGUGGCUGACAUCAACUGAC
This is a messenger RNA of Durusdinium trenchii, 2346 nucleotides long. The record is from the annotation of a GenBank genome assembly. Lineage: Eukaryota; Dinophyceae; Suessiales; Symbiodiniaceae.